GAACAUUUUUAUUCAAAUAAAAACUUGAUUUUCAAGUCUUAUUUUAAUACUUCAUUGAAAAAUUGUUGCCUGUUCUAAUUCUUUAUUUAUAAUAUCCGAAAUGCGAAAAAUAGCUAUAUUUUCAUCAAUCUCAAUUAUUUUAUACUUGUAUUUCCCGGGAAGAUUUAAUUUCUCCAUUUUGAAAAAGAGCAGACCAAAAAGUACAAGGGAAUCAAAUAAACAACGUAUAGGGUUGCAAUAGCUACAGCAUAGAAAGUUUGUGCGAAAGAAAUCGACCAAUCACAGCAUGUCGAUAUCCUUUGCCAUCAGCUCUAUGGUCUGUACAAUUUGCGAACUCGCUAUUUUUACACAUAACGCAAAUUGUGUAAAUACUUUAGUGAAUCACAUGACUAGAACAACCAAUCAUGUUCAAGAUGCCCAACCUGGAGUCGAAGAAUAUAGCCGCCUGUACCAAAAUGCCUAGGACAAAUGUUUGAAAGAAAUAUUUUUUGGAAUUAGGGAACAACGGCCUAUGUUUCCAAAAAUCCCAUUCUCAUCCCAUUUCAAUCAAUGACAACAAAGGAAAAUGGUGUAACAAGGUGGAAAUACAGUGAUUUGGAAAAAAAAUGUCUCAAUAAUAAUAUUAUUAUUGAGUGAAGCGAUUAAACUUUAUUAGGAGUUUCAAAAAAUGCAAGACAGAUCGAUCCCAUCUCUGGUGCUUUUAUUAUUCUUGUUUGACUUCAAAGGAAAAUGAUACAAUCAACUCAUUUUAUUGAUAUACUUGGAAUUUUUUAUGGAAGGAUAUUCUGGUGAAAUUUUCAUAAGAUGUUUGUCAUUGCCUCUUUUGUGAAGUGAAGUAGAUAAGAAAAAGAUAUCAAAAUGUAUGACUUUUAAGGAUGAUUAGUUUGGAGAUAAACAACGAUCCCAUACAGAUGAAAAUUAUUACAAAUAAAAAAGUGUUCAAUAGUUUAUUCUUUUGAAAUGAAUCGUUUUAGAUCAUAGAAGAUUGAUAAAUCAGCAAAGACAUUAAAUGUCUCUCAUGGCCGGUGAUCCAUCGGUUAAAGCAUUUGCUACCGAUACAAAUGUUGAAAUUCAAACUAAUUCCUGUAAUACACAGCUAGCAUUCUAUUAUCAAAUUCAUUCUGGAGAAAAUUCUUAUUCUUCGGAUAUAAGUUAUAAAGGAUUUUCUGAAAUACAGGAUUUGGAACGACUUAUCCGAACUCAUACAAAUCCAAAACUUUUUUCUUGUAAAGUAUGCUGUAAAGGAUUUUCUACGAGAGGUAAUUUAAAUAUGCAUUAUCGAAUUCAUUCAAAUGAAAAUAUUUUUGUUUGUGAUGUGUGUAGAAAAGCAUUUUCUCGGAAAGAUAAUUUAGAUAUCCAUUAUCGAAUUCAUACAAAAGAAAGACCGCAUGCAUGUGAUUUUUGUCAGAAAAAGUUUAUUCGGAAAGGUGAUUUGAUAAGACAUUUACGAACCCACACAAAAGAAAAACCUUAUUCUUGUGAAUUAUGCUGUAAAGAAUAUUCUGAUAGAAGUAAUUUAGUUUUGCAUUAUCGAACUCAUACAAAUACAAAGCCUUUUGUUUGUGAUGUGUGCACGAAAGCGUUUUCACGAAAAGAUAAUUUAAGAGAGCAUCGUCGAAUUCAUACUAAUGAAAAACCUUAUGCAUGUGAUUUAUGUCAGAAAAAGUUUUUUCGGAAAACUGAUUUGACAAAACAUUUCCGUGUCCACACAAAAGAAAAACCUUAUUCUUGUGAAGUAUGCUGUAACGAAUUUUCUGAGAAAGGUAGUUUAAUUCUGCAUUAUCGAACUCAUACAAAUGAAAAGCCUUUUGUUUGUGAUGUGUGUAUGAAAGCAUUUUCUCGAAAAGAUAAUUUAAGAGAGCAUUAUCGAAUUCAUUCUGAAGAAAGACCGUAUGCUUGUGAUUUUUGCGAGAAAAAGUUUAGUCGGAAAUAUGGUUUGACAAAACAUUUGCGAACCCACACAAAUGAAAAACCUUAUUCUUGUGAUCUAUGCUGUAAAAAAUUUGCUUUGAGAUCUAAAUUAGUUUUGCAUCAUCGAACUCAUACAAAAGAAAAACCUUUUGUUUGUGAAGUGUGUAUGAAAGCAUUUUCUCGAAAAGAUUAUUUAAAUGUGCACUAUCGAACUCAUAAAGAUUAAAAAUCUUAUGUUUGUGAUGUGUGCAUAAAAGAAUUUUCUCGUAAAAAAAAUCAGAUAUUUGAGCAUUAUAGAAUUCAUACUGGUUAUAUUCUUGUGAAUUAUGCUGUAAAAUAUAUUCCCCUCAAGAAAGGACGCUAAAAGAUCAUUUCUUUGCUCUGAUGGAAGAAAAAUCUUUUUGUAAUGUUUGCAAUAAAAAGCUUUGUCAGAAGAGUGAUUUGAAGAUAAAAUUUCAAAAUCCUUAAAAUAAGAUUUCUGCAAGAACAUUAGCGAUAUCGUAUAAAUGAAUGAACAUUUUCGAAUUCAUAUAAUCCCUUUUUGGAUGAAGUAUAUACUUGAAAGAAUUCUUAUUAAAAUAUACAUUAAAUAAAGAUAAUCUUUUUCAUGAAAUUUGAAUUACCUUUUCCUGUUUUGUCUAGGAUCAGUGAAACUGCAAAUGAAGAAUCAAUGAUGAUCUGUGGUCAAUAAUUAAUUGUGUGGACGCUAAUUUAUACACGCAAAUUCGUACUUUUACAACUGAAAACGUUUUUGUCAUGACAUUUGCGAAAAUGUAUUCUCCAAUAAAUAUUAUUUUAAUAAA
Messenger RNA from Argiope bruennichi, 2714 nucleotides. RefSeq names its product zinc finger protein 239-like. Gene Ontology annotation, molecular function: DNA-binding transcription factor activity; RNA polymerase II cis-regulatory region sequence-specific DNA binding. NCBI's taxonomy places the organism in Eukaryota, Metazoa, Arthropoda, Arachnida, Araneae, Araneidae. The record is from RefSeq and is a predicted model, not a curated record. The coding region runs from base 1010 to 2137 and encodes 375 amino acids. Gene Ontology annotation, biological process: regulation of transcription by RNA polymerase II. The transcript has 4 exons.